AUGAAAGUGGGGGGAAAGAAGGAGAAACCAAAGAAGCGAAGCUUUGGAAACCGCACGUUUGACGAUUUUGACAAGUUUGUGCUAUUAUAUCUGCGCCAGACGAAUUCCAAGCGAACACUCAAUGAUUACAAGCAUUCUCUCAGAUUUCUGACUGGAACAGAUUGCUCCACCCAGCUUAUUUCGGCUUGCAGCACCAAGCCGCUCAACGGAAGCAUCAUGAAGACAUUGAAGGUGCCACGUGACAAAUUGACACUGGACAAUAUCAAUCGCUUCCUCACUUACAAAGGCAUUACCCAGCGUAUUGACCCAUGUCGCCUAAAGUUUGGCGACAAGAAACAUUUGAGAGGAAACGACUUGUUUGAUGCAAAGGUUCGACGUAAUCCAUUGACAGGUGAGGUAGAACUAGUGACUGUCAAUUCUGAUUACCUAUUCACCCAGCACAAUAUCACCGGUAUUUGCGGUAUUGCUGGACAGCGUCCCUUUGACUACUACAUACAUGACGGAACCAAUGAUGCCGCAACUUUUCGCGAUUGUCUCUUGCGUUCUAUCCAGAAGGAUUUCUUGGUUCGUGGAGAUGUUCUUGUCCUCGACAGUGCUGAAAUCCGCGGAUACAAAGAGAAUUAUGAUUUGGAAGGUUACCUCUACAUCAAGUAUGGGAUCUUGCUCCUAUUCUUGCCUACUCGUUCGCCAGAGCUCAAUCCAAUCGAACAAUACUCUUGUUUAGAGAUUGAAGCAGGUUCCCAUCUUCCACACAAACCCAGAAUGCCGCCGAGAUGCUGCACCACUCGCUGCUUGUUCAAUCAUGGAGAACGUCACUUUUGGGGAUGCCUACAGAGCAUUUCAAAAGCGACACUACGUCCCUUGAAAUCCCAAAAUUUUAGAAUUGUAAAAAGAUAG
This is a messenger RNA of Cylindrotheca closterium, 897 nucleotides long. The record is from the annotation of a GenBank genome assembly. NCBI's taxonomy places the organism in Eukaryota, Bacillariophyta, Bacillariophyceae, Bacillariales, Bacillariaceae.